Molecule: messenger RNA, 4871 nt
Organism: Acanthopagrus latus (yellowfin seabream)
Lineage: Eukaryota; Metazoa; Chordata; Actinopteri; Spariformes; Sparidae
Gene: gfra1a
Product: gdnf family receptor alpha 1a
Exons: 11
Coding region: 507-2108 (533 amino acids)
Biological process (GO): nervous system development
Cellular component (GO): signaling receptor complex; external side of plasma membrane
Molecular function (GO): signaling receptor activity
Source: RefSeq, a predicted model, not a curated record
AGAGGGGGGAAGCUGGCACUCUCUUCCUGCUGAAUGCGCCAGACAGCAGUGGGGCUCCAGUUGGCUGUGUGCGCUCAGACGCACAGACGCAAAACAUCCCACUGGCUGGACUUGUAGGACACUCGCUCCCGUCUCGCCCUCCACCGCUGCUCUGAUCCCUUGUCUUUGUCUCCCCGCGGUGAGAAGACCACCCGCACGGGAGGGAAAGAGAGAGAAGAAAGACGCACCUCUGCUCCUUUUUUCCUUGUUUUUCGCUGGAUAGACCACUUAGAGUGAGAGAAACUGUGCCGAAGCAUCGCGACUGGACACUUUUUUUUUUUCUUUUUUUGGAAAGGGGGAAUUAUUUCUCGCAUGAGGCGAGCUGGAUCUGUUGUGUUCAGCGGGGGCGCACACUGCUACGUCUUUUCCAUGGAUUUCAAUACAGUGGAGGUACCCUGGGAAUUAAACUACUCUUAAGUCGCUGUUACUUCUCAGAUUUUGUUUCAACGAGGGGGUUUGUGUUGCCCAUGGAGAGGAAGACGAUGAUCCUCGCUGCGCUGUACGUCUUUCUGGCUCUUCUGGAUGUGUUGUCUUGUGCCGAGGAGAACCUGCGCGCCGGGGCCACCCGGCUGGACUGUGUGAGGGCCAGCGAGCAGUGCCUGAAGGAGCAGGCGUGCAGCACCAAGUACCGCACGAUGAGGCAGUGCGUGGCCGGCGGCAAGGAGGGCAAGGAGAGCAACUUCAGCCUGGUGGCCGGCCUGGAGGCGAAGGACGAGUGCCGGAGCGCCAUGGACGCGCUCAAACAGAGCCCGCUGUACAACUGCCGGUGUAAAAGGGGCAUGAAGAAGGAGAAGAACUGCCUGCGUAUUUACUGGGGGAUCUAUCAGACGUUACAAGGUAAUGAUUUCCUGGAGGAUUCUCCGUAUGAACCUGUGAACAGUCGUCUGUCUGACAUUUUCCGGCUGGCUCCCAUCAUAGAGGGUGGGGAACCUUGGAGCAGCUCUGCCACUUCAGCCCCGGGCAGGGGGGGCGCCCAGGGUAGGGUUUCCCUGGGCAGAGAGCCCACUCUGGGCAGAGGGAGCCCCUCCUCCACGGAACUGCAGGAUCCCAGUAGAAACAGGAGAGCUCAUCCCAAUUGGGCCAUACUGGGUGAGCCUGCGGUGGCCAGAGAAAAUAACUGUCUGAAUGCUGCCAAAGCCUGCAACCUGAAUGACACGUGUAAGAAGUACCGCUCGGCCUACAUCAGCCCCUGCACCAGCCGCGUCUCCACCGCCGAAGUCUGCAACAAGAGGAAGUGCCACAAGGCCCUGCGGCAGUUCUUUGACAAGGUUCCUCCAAAGCACAGCUAUGGCAUGCUGUUCUGCUCGUGCCCGAUCAGCGACCAGACAGCGUGCUCUGAACGCAGGCGUCAGACCAUCGUCCCCGUCUGCUCGUAUGAAGAAAAACAGAAACCCAACUGUCUCGAGCUGCAGGCCUCCUGCAAGACCAACUACAUCUGCAGGUCACGACUGGCUGACUUCUUUGUCAACUGCCAGCCAGAGCCUCGCUCGCUGUCGGGCUGUCUGAAGGAGAACUACGCAGACUGCCUCCUCUCGUACUCGGGUCUGAUUGGUACCGUGAUGACUCCCAACUACCUGCGCACACCCAAAAUCAGCGUCUCGCCGUACUGCGACUGCAGCAACAGCGGCAACAACAAGGACGAGUGUGACAAGUUCACCGAGUUCUUCAGCGAGAACACCUGCCUGCGUAACGCCAUCCAGGCCUUUGGGAAUGGAACCGAUGUGGGAGUGUGGCAGCCCAUGUCCCCCGUCCAGACCACCACCUCCACAACCACCCCAUACCAGAGGAACCGCGAGCGCAACCCCAACACCAUCGACAACCACAUCAACGCAGACACCGGCAUCUACCACUUCUGUGGCAACCUGCAGGCUCAGAAGUUGAAGACAAACUCAACUGUUGAUGGCGUCCUUUGUGUGGACCCUCAGAUAGACGGUCCAAGUACGUCCAACGCCAUCCUGAAAAACUCGGCUGUCUCCAGACGGCCCGCGGGCCCGGCCUCUCUGCUGCCCCCGCUGCUCUUGCUGUGGUACUGCAGCCUGCAGGCGCUCUCCUCGCCGGGCGUCUUGUAGCCUCACAAAAACCACAACGGACUGACAAACACACAUUUGUAUAAAAGAAAAAGCAAAACAAGAAAUUAUAUCCUUUCUUCUCAGUAAUACCUGUUGUACUUUUAUUUCCCUCUGGAUUCUAUCUCUCUCUUUUGAUUCCUUCUCUGAUUUUUUUAUGAAUUUUUUGGGAAGCUUUGUUGUUUUAUUGUUUAUUUGGUUUUUUUGCAUUGCAGCUGUGUGCAAAAAAACGGUGAUCUACUCUACGUGUUAACUCAGUUUGGCUUUGUGUUCCCUUUGGGGGUAGUUUGAAAAAAAAAAAGGGAUUUAAAAGCUUAUGUGUUGCUCACUUGGGCAGAAAUUAGAAAAUACUCGAGGACUACAUGUCUAUAAACCACAGCUUGUGGCUUUUUUUGGAAAGGUAAUGUAAAUUAGAAUCGAUUUUCAGAGUCGUCAAAUCUGUUUUCAUCCACGUCUGUUUGUGUGUUGAGGCUAUAGGUGGGGUCUUUCGCUUAAAAGUCACAGUCAGUUCAGUAACGGCUACAUUUUAUCACUCGGGCAGCCUUGUAGGUGUUAUUCAGUCUCCUCUGUGAUUUGUGUAUGUUUUGAUAAUGACGUGAUUUGGUAUUUUACAUUUUUUUUUAGGAAAGAUCCACGUGGAUAUUUACCUGACAGAAAAAGAUAAUGUCACUCAAAAAACCUUUUUCUUUUUUUUCUUUUUGCUUUUUCAGGGUGAAAAACAUCAGAGAAGUUAAAAACAUCUGCGCCCAAACUGUCUUUAGUGUAGCUCAUACUGAACACACACCGCCGCUGGUGAAAGCACACACGCAAAGACCCACAAACACAUACUGCACACUUUCACACACUCAGACGAAACCGUCAGAGACACACACAGCACCAGGCGUUCAGCUCCCCCUUUGCUUUUUUAUUUUUACUCCUGUUUUUUGCCAACAGAGUGAUACUCAGAGAUCACAGGACGGAAGGAAAUACGCUGCUGUGGAUGGCUCAGUCCACUUCACUUCAUUAGUGAUUGUACAUACUUGUAAUUGUUAGAAGUCCAAGCCAUGUUCAGUGUUUCUCUACGAAGGUGACAGAGAAGCUGCUGCAGUUUCACCUUGACUGUUUUUUUUUUCUUUUUUUUGGAAGUUUCAAUGUACUUUUUUCUGCACCGCGUCCACGGAAAAAACAAGAGCUGAGGAAAAAUAAAUAGGCUUAUUGUUGUGGAGUAUAUUGAACAGUGACUCACAUCGCCAUCGCUCCAAAAAAAAACAAAACAAAAAAAAACUCAAGGCUUCCUUUUUCUGUCAGUUGAGUGUUACCACUUCUUGCCUCAAUUGUGAAUCUGUCCACACGUGUUUGGAGGAAGGAGCGAUAGUUUGAAGUUGACCGUUUGCUAAGCCCCUCCCCUGCUGUCACGAGUAGCAUGUGUGCAGUUUACCAUAAUAACUGUGGCAGAGCUGCAGCUGAAUAAUUAGUGAAAAUGAACAAAACACUCUUUUACACUUAAUCAAUUUAAAAGUCUAAAAAGAAACUGGCAGUAAGCGAAGACAUGUCGAUUUUUAUUGUUUACAGCUAGCUCAUUGGAAGAUGAGGACACUCAGUCAGAGUUUUUGUCACACAUGUGAUGCUACAUCAAAUUAGCAUAUCUUGCUAACUCAAUACCUCAGUACAAACCGUGCUGAUGCUAACAGGUCCAGGGCUAAUAGUUAGCAUUCAAUAGUCCUUGUAGAAGACGUAGAAAUGAAGGACAAUAGCGUUAUAAGGAAAAAUAUGAUAUGAAUUCAAUUUGUAUUAUUUGUUUUAAUUCCAUUUAAAUCAUUUUUAUAGGGGAAACUUACUUGGAUGAACAAGAUGAAUGUGUGAAAAGAGAAACUGGCCUCAGUAUCUUUGACAAACAUCCUCACACUCAACAAAGAGCAGAAGAGAGCAGCUAUUAGCUUACAGAUUAGCUUUGGAUCAUUAGCCUCCUUCUCCUUCUUUUUUUACUUAAAACAUUGUAGUAAGCUAUGAUAAGCUCCUUAGCAUUGGAAGUGAUGCUAUAGAGUAGUAGUGUUAUAUAGGUAGGUGUGCUCACACAAGCAGCUGGGAACUGUUGAAGUCAUUCCUUCCUGUUUUGCUCUGACAUUUUUGGUCCUGGGUGGAAAACAACAACCAUCUGUUUGCUCAGUGGAUGCAGACGACGUCAGCGUGUUGAUUGGACCGUGAAGCCCUGAAAAAAAAAAAAAAAAAAAAAGAGCUGCUUAAACAAUGAUUGCAUUGAUUAAAGGCGGGGUUUAUCAAACGGUCAAUCCUGGCUUUUUCUACGAAUCGGACUCCAGCAAAACAUGUGACAUGUGACUUCUGUACCGUCUGUAAUAACGUCAGAGCAUUUUGUACGUUUGCUCCUGAGGACUAACAAAAAAAAAAAUUUAAAAAGCAUCGCAGACACGCUCAGUUCUCAGAUGUAUUCUCAUCUGUUCUCAUCAGCUCUUCAGAUGGAGGCGUUUGGUUUCUCCCCACAGGAAAUAGAAAACCUUUCACUUCCCUGCAACACACACACACACACACAUGCGACUCAGACGUUUACACACAUCGCCGUGGGCAUGUUCGACGCGUUACUUUAGCCACUCGGAACACUGACGGGAGCAUUUUGCGACACGCUGCUUGGGUUUGUGUAGCUCCUCGAAAAACAUGAUUAAUGUAUUGUAGAACUUCAAUGUUAUUUACCGAAGCAUUAACAUGGUAUAUGCACUGUAUGUACUUGGCUGAAACUAUAAAGUGGACAAAUAAAUGUCUGAUGAUAUUCUA